UGAGUAGCCAAUAAAAGCGCACUUUGCAACUAAAACCAUAUGGUUGGGGCUUUCCCUGUAUUUAAAUUGGGAGCAUUGGCUAUAAAACAGAUAGGAAAGCCCCUGGCCAACUACCUGAAGCGCAAGGCCAAGACAAAUGCAUUUUUCAGGAACUAUGUGUGCCUGCCCCCAGCGCAAUCAAACGGUUUCGAAAUUCAUUUUGGGUGUUGAUUUCGGAAGCACUCAUGCAUGCGCCAGGGUCUAUACUAUGGAUCUUAAGGUCGUUGGAUGUAGCAGCACUAAAGUACCUCGGCUUGAAAGGCCUGAUGGUGCUUGCGAAUUGGAUCCAGAGGCUGUAUGGGAAUCCUUUUGCAAGCUGCUAGAUGAAGCAUUACAAGAUGCUGAAAUUAACCCUGAUCGGAUCAAUUGUAUAGGUAUUUCUGUUCAGCGAAAUAGUCUGUUGUUGUGGGAUAAGAAGACAUCCAAUCCUCGAACUCGUGUCAUCACGUGGCAAGAUACACGUUCUUUGGAUCUCGCCAAAAAGUUAAAUCACUCUUUUAUCUUUCGUAGUAUGAAAACUGCUGGCCAUAUGUUAUAUUGGAUGACACAUCAGUCAAGGUUUAAAGCGUUGGCGUCGUACCACUUCAAAACAGCAUUAGCAUGUAUACGUCUCAAAUAUUUAUUAAAUGAGAAACCAAAGCUUAUUGAUGAGUGUCGUAAGGGGCUACUUUGCUAUGGUUGUUUGGAGACAUGGUUGCUGUGGCGGCUUACAGGUGGUAAAACAUUUGCUACGGAUGUUAGUUGUGCAAGUGUUACUGGGAUGUAUGAUUCCUUUUCUCGUAAGUGGAGUCGUCCGAUUUUGGCUAGUUUAGGAAUACCUGCCAAUAUUCUUCCUGGUGUAUAUCCUUCCAGUUAUUAUUAUGGCACUGUUCAAAAUGGUCCACUGGGGUAUUCAUCAAACCCUUCUUUGUCUAUUCCGAUCACUGGUAUCAUUGGUGAUGCUCAAGCUGCCACCUUAACAGAAAAUUGUUUAUCUCCUUUUCAAGCCAAACUUACAUUAGGCACCGGGAUGUUCUUAAAUUUAAUUUCUGGUUCUAGAGCUCUAGCCCUAAUGAAUGGAUUUUAUCCUGUUAUUGGAUGGGCAUCGGGGCAGGCAUAUUUUGACUCUGUUCCGACUUUUGAAAUAGAUUCUACUAGCAGUUCUUCAGAAUCUCCAUCAUCAGUACUAUCUACAUCUAGAUCUGUUCAUCUGGAUAAUCUUACUUAUUUAGUUGAAGGUUUCUAUCCGCAUGCUGGUACACUUAUUGAUUGGUUGAAGUCAGAAAAUAUUUUCUCUACAUAUUCUGAAUUAGAAGAAAUACUUUAUAGUGGUGAUCAACUUGGUUUGGAUGAAAAAGCUACUCGUGAAAAUAUCUUCUAUAUCCCAUUACUAAGGAAUACGCUUAGAAAUCAUCAAAACACUUUAGUAGAUGAAAAAUUAAACAGAAAGUCAUUUUAUGGACCAGAUGGAUUAGUAAUCGGAUUGGAUUAUUCAAAGUCUGCUGACAAACUACUUGUUGCACGUGUUUUUAUUGAGUCGAUUGCAUUUUGUACAAAAUUGAUGCUGGAAAAUUAUCGUAAACAAACACUUACAAAAACAAAUUAAUAGGUUUGGUUAGUUCAAGCUAUAUAUAUACAUAUGGAAUUUUGUUCCAAUAAAUGAACAAUCCAUCAGUAAAGACCAAGUUGUUAGUAAAAACGUCAAAGUUGGUAUUUAUGGGAGUUUUUGCAAACUAAUUGGGUCGAUAUUGCUAGGAUACUGGAAAAUAUGAUUUUUAAAAAAUAAUGUGAUAGAAAAUCACAAAAAUAUGAUAAAAACAUCCGUAAGUUGAACUCAUCGAAUGGUAGAUCGUGAAUUAAUCAAUUAUUUACAUUUGUUCAUUUCAGUUACCAAGGUAGUUGAAAGUUAGUCACUGACUCUUUUCAGUACAAACAGCAGUUUUAAGCUUGAUAGCUAUAACCCUCACAAAUCGAACCUAGUCUGUUUAUUAGCUGUUUCAAAUGUAUGGCGUCUAAUUUGUAUCCGUUGCCUAACGGCAAUGUUAAAUGGUCCGAUCAGCUUGGGAAGUAAAAAACCAUAAUCAUUGAUAGCAAAACACAUAAUUGAAACGGGGCACAGAAUUGACAUCAAUACAGCUUUUAGGACGUUGUCUAAAAAUUGUCAAAGAUGAAUUCUCGGGUUUAUUGAAGCCUUGACUAUUCGUAAGUUUAAACAAAAACAAUUUGUCGUAACCCUGAAUUUACCUUGGUAAUCCUUAUGUCAUUUUAUGGCCUAGGGUAAUACGACAAUUUCUUGUUGCUUCUAUAAGAUAUAAGAAAAUUUUUCUCCCCUUUAUUACCUCGAUUACUUGAACUUUCAUUUAACUGACCUUUGUUAAUCUUCAUAUAAAACGCCCUGACAAGUAUAUGUGUGACCAGAUUGUUCGAACUGUGUACUACAAAGAGAUCACAUUUUUUUCAAAUCAGCUCCCUCUUCUCAUUGCUCUAUCGCAAUUUAUGAAAUAGACUAAUUGCUUUAAACAUGUUUUUUUCUCAGAUUUUUCCUCACUUAUUCCUUAGUUGUAUUCAAUACCGUCUACUUCUCUACGCUACCCCACCUAUCUAUGUUUUCUAGGGAACCUGUGUUUUUUUUUAACCGCUAGGUUACGUACCACACUUCGUUCAGACGAUACAUUGCAACUUGAGUUUUUAUUUGUAUACUAACUAAUCUCAUAAGAUCAGUUUAGGCUGAUCGUGAUUUCAGAGUUAUACGCUUGAGUGGAACAAUUUGUGAAUAAUUCAUUAAACUUUUCAUAUUACUCCUAUUUCGCUAAGUUAUUUUCCUACCUUAUCCUUAUUAAAUAUAUUUAUUUUUAUAGUUUCUCUUAUGUUUGCUCAUCACAUACAGAUUCGAAAUUUUUAGUAGUAAACAUUCUAUUCAUUUAUUAUCUUGAAACCCUAUAGAUCCAUAAUUUCUUCCAAGCUAUCUGUUAUUAAGGUGUAAAUGUUUUGUAGUUGAUUGAUUAUCCGACUUUGAUAGUUGAUGUCUGUUGAAAGUAUGUAUUUUAUUCGAAUGCUUAAAAAUUUUGAUCUAUCAUAUCAUUGUAAUAGUGUGGUUUGAGUCAAAAAAAAUUUUUUAACUACGAUCGUCAAGUCACACAAAAUAGACAUUGUAAUCUGUCUGUUUGUGGAUAAAUUAUUAAUAUGCAAACUUGAUAAAUACUAUAUUCUCGUGUUUAAUAUUUCCGUCCUUCCCUCCAGGUAUUUCUCCUUCAAUUCUUUAUGUUAAUGGAAAUGUGGCACGUUCAAAUUGGUUGCUACAGCGUAUGUCUAAUACAAUCGGAAUCCCAGUGGAACGCAGAGGUCUUGAAGAAUGCAGUUGUUUAGGUGCAGCAAUUGUUGCUGGUGUCGGUGCAGGUUUAUGGCCAAGUUUCUUCGCAGCAACUGAUUCUCUACACAAACGACUUCAUUCAGAAGCAAAUAGUCUUCCGUCUGUUGAUAUUAAUGAUGCAAAUCUUAAUAAAAGAAAUAAUAAAUCAAACUCACAUGAACUAUACAGGCGCUUUAUGCCUGAAUCUUCAGAAAUAUGCAUAUCUAUAAAAAAACGCUAUCAUAUUUGGUCUCAUCUACGUGCUUCAUAUUUGCCAAAAACAUCCACUGGUUUAAAACUUGUAUGAAAUAACAAAGUUAUAAUCUUUUACGUUUUGUCGUUAAUUCAUUCUCUUUUUUCUUUCGUUAUUUAGUUACCUGCAAAUGGGUGUUCGUCCGUUUAUUCAUUAUUAUGUAUUUGUAUUUCUUGUAUUUAUAUUUUCCUCUUUUUUGAUAUAUUUUUCCGUUGGUAUUUAUGUUCGUCAUUUCAUUGAAUUAAUAUUUAUCCGUUUUUUUUGUUUUUUUAAUUGUAUUAUUUGCAUUUUUUUAUACAGAUAAAUUUGAUUAUAAACAAAAUAGAUCUUUUACUUUUC
Schistosoma rodhaini is the source of this 3959-nucleotide messenger RNA. The record is from the annotation of a GenBank genome assembly. Lineage: Eukaryota; Metazoa; Platyhelminthes; Trematoda; Strigeidida; Schistosomatidae.